AUGAGUCUUAUAGAAGACAUGUUAAAAGAUAUCAUACUUCCAACCGGGAGAAGCCAACUCAAAGAUAACCACUCUUUAAGCGUGGUCAUAAAAAAGCUCGAUGUAAAGGAUGAAGGGUUUGCUGAUAUAAUAAUGCAAAUAAGUAAAUCUCUCAGUGGUAUGCGAAAGGUAUGGCUUAAAAAUGAUGUAAGGAGAGUCUCUGUAAACCCAGUAGUUAUGUUGGCAUCAAAAACAGACGCAAUUUCAAAAGUAUUAAUAAUUAUGGCUUUUUUUCCAUAUGGUUACCGUUUCAAAAAUUACAAUGAUCAUCGUAUGUCAAUGGACGUUUCUUGA
Mucor mucedo is the source of this 333-nucleotide messenger RNA. RefSeq lists its product as uncharacterized. The record is from RefSeq and is a predicted model, not a curated record. Lineage: Eukaryota; Fungi; Mucoromycota; Mucoromycetes; Mucorales; Mucoraceae. The coding region runs from base 1 to 333 and encodes 110 amino acids. The transcript has 3 exons.